Molecule: messenger RNA, 5589 nt
Organism: Chelonia mydas (Green sea turtle)
Lineage: Eukaryota; Metazoa; Chordata; Testudines; Cheloniidae
Gene: OTUD1
Product: OTU deubiquitinase 1
Exons: 1
Coding region: 3073-4335 (420 amino acids)
Biological process (GO): protein deubiquitination
Molecular function (GO): cysteine-type deubiquitinase activity
Source: RefSeq, a predicted model, not a curated record
CUGUCCCAAUCAGAUUAUUGAAACUCUUCAGGAGGCAUUUGAUUUGUGGGAUGAAUUCUGGAGAAAAUUUUAGAAAUUUAUAACAAAGUUAUGAAGUAUCUGUUCAAGGUAACUGGUGUAUACCAGUUCCCAAUUUUUAUUCAGCAACUGAUAAAACUAAAUGUUGGUGAAAAAAUUGGAUCUUAGAGUAAGUAGGUGAUACUUGGCAAUGUGUCUGUCAGAGCAUGAUCAGUGGAGUGUACAGACACUGUGUCUCUCUAUGUGAAUGGAGAGGUAGCUAUGUGUUUUAUAAUGCCUAGGCUGAAGUAAAUUGGGGCAACUUGAUUCCAAGACAUUACGGGCAUAGAUAAACCAACCACAAAUCAUUUUGGGGACCUAAGUUUUCAGAUCACAUUGUUUCCACUCCUAUUAUUUGACGACUUCUAUUUUCGUGCUGUAGGGGUCCUCUUUGGAGACAAAGCAGUAUGUGUAUAGGGAGACAUAUAGAACUAAUAGUUGGAUUUAUAACAGCAUAUACAGAUUAACAUGUGGAAAUCCAAUUUUGUGUGUGUAUUUUCUACUUAGAUUUACCAGAGGGAACUAAAAAUGGGUUAUACACAGAAGUCUGUGGAAGUUGAUGUGUUUGAACUACAGGAUUGGGCCUCUGGCGGGAUAAAGGGGAAAAAACAAGGGAGGCCAGAAAAAGAAAAAACAGAAAAUUGUAUUUAAAAUAAGGGAAUAAUUAAAACCGUUUUUAAAGUGGUAAUAACAUGUUGAUCAAAGAUGGAGUUUGGAAUCUGAGAGACAGAGCAGUACAUAAUGAAGAUGUUUUUUACAUAUAGAAGUUAUGCAGGUACAGGUAAAUCAAUACAAUUAUUGAGUAUGUUUACAGUGUUGUGCUUGCACUCCUGCAACCCUGGGCAGUGAAGUGCAGAAAGGUUACUUGACAGGUCAAUUCAUGGAGCAAUGUGGGAUACUAGCAGAAAACUACUUGCACUGUCACAGAGCUGCCCUUUUUAUUUAUUUUAUUUUAUUUUAAGCAUAGCAAAUAUAUUGAUUUAACUAUGGAAAUCUAUUGAUGGGAGACAGAUGUGUGGACGCACGCCUGCUCCCACUGAAAUAAGCAGCUAUAUCACAGUAUAAUUUUUGUGUGUAGAUCAGGUCUAGGUGAAGACACUGACUGAGGCAAUGAAUGGAGGAAUUGAGCUAGAGCUGGAGGUAAUUAGGAAGUUAUAGAAAGGAAACAAAAGUCAGAGGAAUCAUGGAACUUGAAAUCACCCAUGGCAAUAUUAAUGGAAUGGAAUAAAUGGAAGAGUGAGAGCCAGGCAACUGCCAAGAGGAGCCAAAAGGACAAUAGAUGACAGCCACACACUGGGAACAGGGAGAGAAGAGAGAGAUUAAGGCCUUAUCUAAACACAUUUGUUAAACCAGGACCAACACCUGUGUGGGCUAAAGUUGCCACCUAUCUGGGUUUUACUUGGACAGUCCGUUUUUUGGCUUCUAUGUCCAGGUGCCAUUUAGGGGUGCCAGGUGCCCGGUUUUCGACCAGAAAGUCCAGUUGAAAAGGGGACCUAGCUACCCUAAACAAUGGCAUCCAAACCAAAAGUCUGGUUACUGCAGGGCCAGAAGAGGCGCCAGGUCAAUAACCUGUGUCAGCCCCUGCUCAGCUGGGGCUAUCUCCUACCUGCAGGCAGGCUCCUGGAGAGGAUCAAGCGAGCAACUGGAGUAGGUAGGGAAAGGCACAAGUGACAAGGAUGGACCUUGGGGGAAGGGGAUGGAGCCUCGUGGAGGGAGUGGAGCCUCUGGGAGGAGGCAGAGCCGAGGGUGGGGUCUUAGGGGCCUAGAAAGGUGGCAACCUUAGUGUGGGCACUCUUAUUUCAGGUGAAGAGUGUGGCUUAUUUUGGUUUAGCUUAAAUAAAUCCUUAACAUAUUUAAAAUAAACUGAAAUUGUCCACACAGUCUCUUGCACCAGUUUAACUGUAUGGGUUUAAAAUAACAGUAGGGAGGAGCUAGAAAUAGGAGACAGAUCCACAAAAAAGAAGGCAGAAAGGGAAAGUCUAAGGAAUAGAGACAGGUUUUUCUUAGAACAGGGAGGUAAAGGGACAUGACACAGGUUUUGGAUCAAGGUCAGCUUCUAAGAUCUGAAACGGGAGCUGCAGAGUAGCAGUGGAGAUGGGAGAACAGGAAAUGGGGAAAGAGGUGCCUAUUUUGGCCACGCCUACUUUCCACCCCCCUCUUCCCUUUUUCAAAUGUCACUGUGCUUAGCUUUCUCCCCAGAUAGUUUAACAAACCUGAACUCCGUUGAUAUUUGUGUAGGGUCUUCACCACUCCAGCAAGGGCCAAAUUAUAUGCUAGGAUUUGAAGAGCCCAGGGGCACAUGCGCUCCACCCAAGGCAUAGGUGAAAACUUAGGAAAAAAUAUUCCUUGUCUGCCUUUUCUCCUCGUUCUGUGUGUUUCCAUGAAGCUAGAGAGGCGCUGUCACUUCCAAACCAUGCCAUUUUGCCGGAAUCAGGGGCUUGUUUUUACCACUAACGGGGGAGGAGGGGAAUGUACUUUUGACACAGCACAUGGGGUGGUUGGCAGUCACUGCUGGCAUGGCGGUGGGGCCCGGCCGAGCCUGGGACUCCUGUGGUGACACUAACACACACGCCUGCCCUGGAAAGCUGCACGGCCUCCCCCACCGCCAAUGCGCAGCCCUGGGGCAGCAGCCGGGCACCCUCACGGCUCCGGGGGGAGGGGACAGGCCUUCCUUUCCGCGGCGGCGGGGCGGUGCUCAGUGACGUCACAGAGGGGACGCCACCAGGCCCCGCCCUCCACAUUCCAACGUGCCGAGGGAGUGAGGUAAACAAGGCCCCGCAGCCCCGCCCGCCGCGGCCCAGCAGCUUCCAGAAGGGCCGCGCGCGGGGUAGCGAGGCGGGGCCGCCCACAGCAGUGGCGCAGCAGGAAUUGCCGCCCUCCCGCCGCACUGCGGGAGGGGUGAUGCCCCUGUUUAUUUUUGCCCGGGCGGCUCAUCCUCUCCGGCUGCCCGAGCGCGGCCGCUCCCCGCCCUGGCCCCGGCCCCGCCUAUAAAAGGCCGCCUGCGGGGGGCUGAGGAUGCAGCUUUACAGCUCCGUGAUCACCCACUACCCGGCAGCGGGGGGGACGGCGGCGGCGGCGGCGGCGGCGGCAGCAGGCGGGGCGGGCGUUUUCAAAGUCUCCCUGCCGGCGGGGCCCCCCUCUCCGGACGCAGCGGGCCAAAGCCCGGCCGCCGAGAGCCCCGCUAAGGAGAGUCUGGUGCCCGGAGGCAGCGGAGCCGCCAUGACUGCCUUCUCCUCCUGCCUAGAGCUGAUGCCCGGCGGGCCCGCGGCGGGCCCGGGCGGCAGGCAGGCGGCGGCCCCGCAGUACAGCUCUAGCGCGCAGAUCACCGUGAGCCGCAGGAGGCCGCUGGAGAGGAUCGUGCCCAUCCGCAUCGUGCAGCGCCCCGAGCCCCCCGUCGAGCUGGCCCCGGCCUCUCCGCAGAGCCGAGCCUGGCUCGAGGGCAUCCUGGAGAGCAUGAGACAGGCCGGCGGGGAGGCGGAGGCCGCCGCAGCCCCGCACCGCCCGGAGGAGCCCAGCAACCACAGCCUCCGCCUCAGCGAGCACUGCCAGGCUCUGCAGGCGGCGGCCAGCGCCCAGCCCGGCCCGGCCGCCACCUGCGGCGGCGAGGAGAGCAGCGGCCAGGCCCUGCCCCUGCCCUGCUCCCCGCUAGCGGAGGAGGAGGGCCCCAGCCCGAGGAGGACGCCGGAGCGGAGUGAGAAGCUGGCUCUGUACCUGGCCGAGGUGGAGAAGCAGGACAAAUACCUGCGGCACAAGAGCCGGUUCCGCUUCCACAUCAUCCCUGAUGGAAACUGCUUGUACCGCGCCGUCUGCAAGGCGGUGUACGGGGACCAGCGGCUGUACAGCGAGCUCCGCGAGCAGACUGUGCACUACAUCGCGGACCACCUGCACCAUUUCAGCCCCAUCAUCGAGGGCGAUGUGGGCGAGUUUCUCAUCGGCGCCGCCCAGGAUGGCGCCUGGGCCGGCUACCCUGAGCUCUUGGCCAUGGGGCAGAUGCUGAACGUAAACAUUCAUCUCACCACGGGCGGCAGGCCAGAGAGCCCCACCGUCUCCACCAUGGCCCACUACCUGGGCCCUGAGGACCCGGCCCGGCCCAGCAUCUGGCUGAGCUGGCUCAGCAAUGGGCACUACGACGCUGUGCUGGACUGUGUGUGUCCCAACCCGGAGUACGAGGCCUGGUGCAGGCAGACUCAGGUGCAGCGGAGGCGGGACGAAGAGCUUGCCAAAUCCAUGGCCAUGUCGCUGUCUAAGAUGUACAUCGAACAGAACACCUGCUCCUGAGACUGCCUAGUCUAGGGGCUCAGAGCCCUACUCCAGGUCAAGAGAGACAGUUUGCAUCGGCCAUGGUGAUGAUGCCUUAAUCCUUCGUAAAGCGGCGGUGCCGGAGACUGAGGAGCCUCCCUACAAUAUUAAACUGGGAUGGGGGGGGGGCGAGAAAUCCAAACUUGUAUUUGUAAUAUUCUCUUGCAUAAAGUUAGCCCUGGAUUGUUUGGAAGCGGUUUCUCCAUGUAUAUUUGUUGGGGGGGGGGGGUUUCCAGUUCUCUAUUUUCUAGAAGAAUGUAUUUUUUGCACAUUAUUUUUUUAAACUGUUACCUCCAUCUCCUACAUCUCAUGUUGGCAUCUGGUUUUCAGCUGUGCAGCCAAAAAAGUUUGUAAGAGGUUUAUUUUGUAAAUAAGGUUUAUGAUAUAACAGUUGUCUUUGUGUUUUGCUGUGAUUUGACCCAUACAACUUAAGCAACCUAAUGAAAUUGGUGUUGGCCAGUUUGAGUAGUAGUUGUACCGACUUUCCCUGAUUGAUGGAAAGUAAAUAAACUUUAGCUUAAACCAUGGUUUGCAUAAAAGUUCAGAAAACUUUUAAAUAGCUACUUCAAAAAGUUUUUGAUUGCCUCAAGCACAGAACAAGUCUUAUAAGCCAGUUGGAAUGUAGCUAUUCAUGAAUGGUACAGGGAGCAAUUGUGACUCUUCUGUAUUUAAUUACUGCUUAGAGUAAAUUGGCCUCUGGUUGCUUGGGUGACUCACCCAUUGUUCCAUUUAUUUUUAUUCAAUUGUAAUAAUAGAAAUUUAAUAUAGAAUGUUGUGAUAAGAUAAUAGUUUGUAGCUUUGGCAGGAAUUGGCUGUAUCUCAGUAUUUGGGUUUCUGAGGGGUUUUUGUUAAAUGCCUUUUCUUUGCCCCUUGGCACUUGCAUUGCAUCAGCAGGCUGUUAUCACAACAUUUUACUCCUUUUGAUGGUUUUUUUUUUUUUUUUUUCUUCUUCUUCUUCUUCUAAUCAAGAAUAUAAUGCACUGUCCUAUGUUAUGUAAAAAGUAUUUAAACCGAGACUUGUAUGGUUUGCUGGGUCAAACAUUAAAUGUUUCCAACCUGAGAGCUAUCUUCUUUAAUCUCCUGUUAACUUUAAUUUGUUAGACAUAUUUAUUAAGUAAUGCAGUUUGUACUUUUUUAUUUUGUAAUAUUUUGUGAUUUUUUUUGAAUUACUACUGUACUUGUAUAAUAGGAAUAUUCUUAGCUAAAAUUGAAUGAAUAAAGUGUAUAAUUUUA